AUGGAGAACCCCACAACAAUCUCCCUUGACGACGUUCGGCUUGGUUUCUACGACUCUAAAGAUUGCUAUGGUACUUCAACUAACGAUAAAGAGCACAAUUUCUCGACUUUGCAAAUUACUUUCAACCAGGAAAUCGAUACUUCUCCAAGUUUCACGAGUUCAAAUGCUGCAUCCGCAAUUACUGCGAAGGGGUAUCAGGCUCUCAGAAUGAACAUUCUAGUUCUAGUGACUUCAAUUCGCACCUUUAGUGAUUGGACCACAUUUUUCGUUCUUGUUAGCUUAAUCCUUCUGAGACGUGGAUAUAAGGGGGCGAGUCCAGUAAACGGCACCGAAUUGUUUUUGAAAACGAUGACAGGAUGUAAAUACGGCAAUUAUUCCCUCAUCAUGGAACUCAUUGUAAAGUUCCAUAAUGAACAACUCUUGCUAAGCCCCAAAUGUCUCAAAUAUACCUGCAGACUUACUCGUUUGAUGCUUCAAUGCAGGCGACCUAGUAAUUUACUCAGACCCAUCCUCAAUAACUCUGAAGCCCUUAUCAAUAGUUUGACUCAAAACUAUUACAUAAAACUUCCCCAAAACAACAACCCCACUUUCAAUAGACUCAACAGACACUCUUCCCACAGGACUACCGGAAGUCUCUAUAUUCGCAAUUUAGCUAGUACUAAUUAUCUUCUCCAAUUUUGGGGACUUUAUCCGGCGUUGGAAAUGCCACCACAAUUUGAACCAACACUAGAAGUAUGGCCAAAAUAUAUCUCACAGGCACCCUCAACAAUAUUUAGCCACUUCCACCUCUAUAAUCCCGGUAUAAAGUGCCCAAUUAUCACUUCACUGGUUCCUAACCCAGCGUACGAUGACACGAAGAUACGAAGAUUUAUUCCAUGGGUACCAGUCAUCUUCAUAGGAGUUGUAUUUGGUGUUAUACUUGGUAUAGACUCAGAAGAUAUUACACUUGGGAUUAUGCCGCCGAACCAUAGAUUUACUAGAUUAAUUGUAGUACUACCUUCACCUAACCAUUGCAAAUUCAUCGAAGAAACUGAUGUAUUUAUUCUAUCUGCACAUAAAAUGCUGGAUGGCAAGCCAAGUUAA
Lindgomyces ingoldianus is the source of this 1083-nucleotide messenger RNA. RefSeq lists its product as uncharacterized. The transcript is spliced from 12 exons. Lineage: Eukaryota; Fungi; Ascomycota; Dothideomycetes; Pleosporales; Lindgomycetaceae. Bases 1 to 1083 code for a protein of 360 amino acids. The record is from RefSeq and is a predicted model, not a curated record.